This is a messenger RNA of Schistocerca americana (American grasshopper), 9712 nucleotides long. It is a transcript of the gene unc-13, whose product is annotated as protein unc-13 homolog C. NCBI's taxonomy places the organism in Eukaryota, Metazoa, Arthropoda, Insecta, Orthoptera, Acrididae. Gene Ontology annotation, biological process: synaptic vesicle maturation; presynaptic dense core vesicle exocytosis; dense core granule priming. Gene Ontology annotation, cellular component: neuromuscular junction; presynaptic membrane; plasma membrane. The annotation marks the transcript as partial. Gene Ontology annotation, molecular function: phospholipid binding; calmodulin binding; calcium ion binding. The record is from RefSeq and is a predicted model, not a curated record. The transcript is spliced from 31 exons.
CACAGCUUUACUUCUGCCAGUACCUCCUCUCCUACCUUCCAAACUUUACAGAACUACGCGCACAGCGUCGACCUCAUCAUCGGCGACUUCAUGGAGCGCCUCGGGUCGCGGCUCAGCAUCCUCGAGACCGAGCUCAAGUACGCGUGGAGGGCGCUCGACCUGCUGUCGCAGGAGUACCUCAAGAUGUGGGAACGCCUCGAGAAGCUCGAACUGCUGCUGUACGAGCAGCAGGCCGUGAUCGCGCAGCUGCUCGACUUCUACACGGCGGUGGGCACCGGCGAGGCGGGCGACGAGCGCGUGCCCGUCGUCACGGCCGAGGACCUGGAGGCGGAGCGGCUCUCGCGGGAGAUCACGGCGGCGUCGGGUGGCGACGACGUGCUGCACGUCCCCGACGAGGCCUUCUACCGCAGCCUCAACAACGCCUACCGCGACGACCUGGUGACGCCGGCGGACGUGGCCGCCGUGGCGCCCAUCGCGACGUCGCAGCUCGGCAUGAUCUGGGAGGAAGCGGAGGACGUGGAGGAGAACGGCGCUUCCGUCACUGUCACCACCAAGGAAGAGCAGCCGAGCGCCGGUAGCAGCGUGGGCGACGCCGAGGAAGAGGUGGAGGUGUACAGCGCGCUCGACUACAAGGACUACCGCGGGGACUCCCCUUGCGUGAGUGAGCAGGACCUGGCGCGGCUGAGCGCCAUCGACCAGGUCGCGCUGGAGAAGCUGCAGGAGCUGGACCGGCUGACGUCGAAGCUGCAGAGAGACUCGCGGGACCUGCGCGAGCUGCAGGACCGCCUGCUGCUGGACACGCCGGCCGGGUCGGCGCUCGCCGAGGAGAAGGCCGCCGCCGCCGCCGCCGCCGCCGCCGCCGCCGCCGCCGCCGGCGGCGACACCAGCGUCAUCGACCAGCAGCUGCGCCAGAUCUACGUGGACGCCGACCUGGACGGCUGGAGCUGCCUGUCCGACCUGGGCAAGUCGCGCUCCAGCUCGCGCCUCUCCACCGACAGUGGCACCACCGACCCGGAGGUGGCGGCUGCGCUGCGCUCGGCCGGCGCCGCCCCCGUGUCCGCGCCCUCGCCGCGGGCCUCGCCCCGGCCGCACCGCCGCCUCUACUCCGACGUGGCGCCGCCGCGGUACGACUACGACAAGCUGCCGUCGCCGGCGGGCAGCCUGCGCACGCGGCAGGACGGCUACGUGGGCGGGUCGACGCCGCCGCCGCCCCCUCCGCCGCCGGCGCCGUCGGGCCAGCGCGGACAGCUGGACCUGGACCUGUCGGCGACGCCCAGCCCGUCGCCUUCGAGCCCGCCACCCCCAGCGCCGCCGGACCACUUCCCUCUGCCCGGCAAAGACACCCUAUCUUCCGCCGCGUCCUCGAGACCGCCUCCACCCGGGAGCCCGGCGCCGUUCGUGGCUCCCAAAUCUGCGUCAAUUACUUCUCUCUCUUCCGAGCUGCAGCAGCAGCAGCAGCAGGGUAGGCUCAGUCCGAGGACGCCGCACUCCCCAAAGUCGCCGCGAAUGUCUCCAAAAAAUGUGCUCAAGUUGUCUUCGUCUUCCAACAUAUGUACCGCCAAAUCGGAUUCGGGGCUGUCGUCUAUGAGCGGUUGGUCGAGUGUCGAAAAGUCACCCGGGUCGCCCAAGAGCUCGUCCAACAAGACCCCGCCCUCCUCGUACGCGACGGCGGCGGAAGCGCUGAUGCUAGGGAAGGCGGACGCGUUCCCGCAGCCGGGCGACGUCAGCCCCCGUCCGCACACCAGUUCCUACGGCGACUUCCUGUACCGCAGCGAGCAGCCGGCCAUAUACUCCGUAGCGGGCAGCAACCGCCAACAACAGGCCUACACUUCGGUCUACACUAGCGGUACGGCUAGUUACAAGCCUACCGUAGGGGGAUUCCCCGACCUCGUCGAACCGUGCAACAACAACGAACAAAACAAUCUAGUCGGCGGCUACCGCAGCUACCGAGACGACCUUCAACAGCAGCAAAAUAAUUACCGUUACAACGACCGAGGAAGCAGCAGUGACCGCAAAUAUCAGCAGCAGCACCAGCCGGUGUAUCGGUACUACCCCGACAACGAAACGCCGAGCUCUUACCGCUACAUGGCCGAGCCACGAGGGCAGCCACCCACCAGGAGUCUAUCGACGAGCGUUUACCCCACUACGUCCGCUCCCGUCGGUCAGCAGUAUCCUAGCAAAAAGUCCCUCCAGCGCGGCCAUUCGACGGGCUCUGUUCCCAGCCAGGGUGUUUCUAAUAUGGAGGGCUACAAGACGGCCAUGUACAGGACUAUGUUCCCCACCGGCAAUAUUACUGACGCUCUUUCUUAUUAUCCCACAAGCAAUCGCUAUGACAAUAAUGUAAUGAUGCAGCAGCAGCAACAACAGCAAAUACAAGGCGGUAACUAUGCCCAGCAGUGGGCACCACUGGAUCAACAACAGAGUAUCAGUGUUGCAGGAAUGACUAUGAAACGUGACCACACGUCCAGUUCGAUUAGGUCUGUCGAGACGACGCAGCAGCAACAGCAGGAUCACGCAUAUAUGAUGGCACAGUAUGACCCGAGACGGCAGCAGGACGCUAUGUCGGAUAGACGAGAAGAUUACGGUGGUCCACGCGAGUACACCUGGAGCCAGCGGUCAGAUUUAGAGCUAGAUCUACGCAAUAGGAACCUUCCCGAGCACCACCACCUCAUACAAGACGGUCCAGAGUACUUCGAUCCGAGCAGUGUGAUAGUCUCCCAGUCUGGUUACAUCUCCAUAGCAGCCGAUAUCAAAGAUCCAACCUACGCAGUGGAGGAGCGGUCGAGCAAGAGGGGAAAGCUGAAAUCUGCCAUGAGCUCAGUCAGCAGCUGGCUGCCAGACUUGCACCUGUCUAGCAAGCGACACCGCUCCCAUUCACUGCCGGCUGGCGUGCGCCGCGAAGAUCUGGCGAUGGGAGGCAAGGCUACCAGUCGCACAAACGCCGCCUCCAAACAACAGUACGUCAGCACGCUGCCCCGCAAAAAGAAGAAGAACCCUCUGGUUUCUACGGUCUCGGGCAUCUUGCAGAAGGCCAAACGUAAGGGCGGCAGUGGCGCCCACUCACUGUCAGAUCCGGAACAGUCGGAAACGGAGUGGAGCGGACGAACCAGCGUCGUAUCCGACAGCGAGGAUAGCGUCUUCUCCGAUGCUGCGACGCCAGAACACGGUCCUGUAUUCGUCAAAGUGCAACGACAACAGCAACAACAACAACAACAACAACAACAACAGCAGCAGCAGCAGCAGCAACAACAACAACAACAGCAGCAACAACAACAACAGCAACAACAGCAACAGCAACAUCAGCAGUACCUGCAGGAGCAGGCGAUACUAAUUCAACAACAGCAACAGCAACUUAUGGACCAGGAACAGCUGUCCCUCCAGCAACAGCAGCAGGUACUGCAGAAGCAACAGCAGCAGAUCGAGAAGCAACAGCAACAAAUCGACAAACAGCAACAGCAGAUCGAGAAGCAGCAGCUGCAGUUGAAAAUAGAAGAGUCCAACUUGGCGGCUGCGCAGCCGGAACCCAAGGCGGAGAUACCGAAAAGCAGCAGCAAGCCGAUCGACCUGGCCGAGUCGGCGUCGCUGUUCGCGACGGUGGGCGACGUGAAACGCAGUUCGGCCCCGACGCAGCCGGCGACCACUCCGGAGGACGGCGCGCCGCCGCCCGCCGACAAGAUCCACCUGCCGCCAGGGGCCAUCGGAGGCGCGUCGCGCGAGUUUGCCGUCUCGCGGGCGCUCGGCAAGUACCGCCAGAGGCAGUCCUCCACCGUGUCUGAGGACCAGACGGGGACCGAGGACGCUGUCGGCACUGGUGCCAACAAGAUGGCCGACGACAGCCAGUCGCAGAUGUUCUCGGAAGAGGAGGACGAGGAGCUGCAGGAGCAGCAGCAGCAGCAGCAGCAGGAGACGGAAGUGGAGCGGAAAGUGAAAGCGAUGCAGGAGGGAAACGAGCCAGCCCCGCAGCCGGCCCCCCGGACGGAGCCAGAGUGGCAACAGCAACCGCAGCAGCCGCCGCAGCCGCAGCCGCCGCCGCCGCCGCCGCCGCAGCCAGCACCCCACCAGCAGCUGCCGGCGUUGCCCUCUGCUGAGGGAAGCCCCUCGCAGUCCGGCGUGCGGGGCGCGACGCCAGGGGGCCCCCCUCCGCAGCCGCAGCCGCGGCAGAGCCUCGAGGUGCCGUGGGGCCGCGACCUGCCGCAGGCGCAGGACGACGACGUGCGCAGCACGCACUCGUGGCGCAGCGCGUCACGCGUGUCGUCGCGCCGCCAGAGCACCGAGGACAGCAUAGACAGCGAGGACGAGUGGUACUGCUACGAGCUGCGCAAGCUCGAGGAGCUGGAGCGCCGCGUAGAGACCGGCGUGCUACUCGAGCCGGAGCCACCAUCGUUCGAGCCGGGCGAGGACAUCAAGGAGCAGAUGUCCUUCGUCCUGCAGGAGCUGCGGCUCAAGACGCGCCUCGUGGAGGCAGACGAGCAACCUCGCAGGGUCAGAGCCUCCGACCUAUGGGGACCCGAAGAAGAGGACCAACUGGAGGUGCCGCCCACAGGGGCAGCUACAGUCCCGGCCGAUGAGAGGCGCCGAUCCUCCGACGAAGAGUCUUCGUCGGGGGAGACGAGUGGCCCCGAUAGCCCCGACGAGGACGACAUGCUGUACGACGAAAUGAGGGAGGCGGAGCGCGGCCCUGUCUCUGUACAGGAGUACGAGGGGCCGACGGCGGCCGACCGAGACCGCGAGCAGCUGGUGGACGAUUCUGCCGCCACCCCAGCGGCGGUGGCGCCGCCUCCAGCAGCGGCUGACGGCGCGGAGGAGGUGGCCGCGGUGGCGGCAGCGGGGGCGGGAGGUCCCGGCAGCAAGUGGAAGCUGCUGAAGGCGCUCAAGGAGCGCAAGGCGGAGGAGAAGAUACACGAAGCGGCCGCCGCGGCGACCCCGGGCGCCAGCACGUGCGCCAGCACGGCCGCUUCUAAUGGAGCGGGAGUUGGCAGUGAAAGUGGCGGUCGAGGAAAUGGCCAUCCUGGAGAUAACACAUUCUACAGUAACAUCGACAGUAUGCCGGACAUUCGACCCCGGCGGAAGUCCAUACCACUUGUCUCAGAACUUACAAUGGCAGCAACCAAGCGUAAUGCCGGGCUGACAUCUGCAGUUCCCAGAGCCACUCUUAAUGAUGAAGAAUUGAAAAUGCAUGUGUACAAGAAGACACUGCAAGCCCUCAUCUACCCAAUAUCCAGCACAACACCCCACAACUUUGUUCUGUGGACAGCGACGUCACCAACCUACUGCUACGAAUGUGAGGGUCUGCUUUGGGGCAUUGCAAGACAAGGGGUUCGCUGUACAGAAUGUGGUGUGAAAUGUCACGAGAAAUGCAAGGACCUGCUGAAUGCUGACUGCUUGCAAAGGGCUGCUGAGAAGAGUUCAAAACAUGGAGCUGAAGACAAAGCAAAUAGUAUCAUCACUGCCAUGAAAGAACGUAUGAAGCAGAGAGAACGAGAGAAACCAGAAAUAUUUGAGCUUAUCAGGGCUGUAUUUGGAGUUGAAGAAAAAAGUCACAUUGGGCACAUGAAAGCUGUGAAACAGUCCGUAUUAGAUGGUACCAGCAAGUGGUCAGCAAAAAUAGCCAUAACAGUUAUCUGCGCCCAGGGUUUGAUUGCAAAGGAUAAAAGUGGAACAUCUGAUCCAUAUGUUACUGUACAAGUUGGAAAAGUUAAGAAGCGGACCAAGACCAUGCCACAAGAGCUCAAUCCAGUUUGGAAUGAAAAAUUUUAUUUUGAAUGUCACAACUCAUCAGAUCGUAUCAAAGUCCGAGUGUGGGAUGAAGAUAAUGAUCUCAAAUCCAAACUGAGGCAGAAACUUACACGAGAGUCAGAUGAUUUUCUUGGACAGACUAUUAUUGAGGUCCGAACACUUUCUGGAGAAAUGGAUGUGUGGUACAACCUCGAGAAGCGCACUGACAAGUCUGCUGUGUCCGGUGCGAUUCGCUUACAUAUAAGUGUUGAAAUUAAGGGUGAAGAAAAGGUCGCACCUUAUCAUGUACAGUAUACAUGUCUUCAUGAAAACUUGUUCCAUUCUCUAUGUGAAGAGAACAGCGGAAUGGUCAAAUUACCAACGGCAAAAGGAGAUGAUGCUUGGAAAGUGUACUUUGAUGAAGCAGCAGAAGAAAUUGUUGAUGAAUUUGCCAUGAGAUAUGGCAUUGAAUCAAUAUAUCAAGCUAUGACGCACUUUCAUUGCUUAUCAACAAAGUACCUGUGCCCUGGAGUGCCUGCUGUGAUGAGUACUCUUCUUGCCAACAUUAAUGCAUAUUACGCACACACUACAGCAUCUUCUGCUGUAUCAGCAAGUGACCGCUUUGCAGCGUCAAACUUUGGGAAGGAGAAAUUUGUUAAGCUGCUGGACCAAUUGCACAAUUCACUUCGGAUAGAUUUGUCAAUGUACCGCAACAACUUUCCAGCAUCGAGCCAAGAAAAACUAAUGGAUCUUAAGUCCACUGUGGAUCUGCUCACCAGCAUCACUUUCUUUCGCAUGAAAGUCCAAGAACUUUCUAGUCCUCCACGUGCAAGCACAGUUGUGAAAGACUGUGUAAAAGCAUGUCUUCGAUCUACAUAUCAGUUCCUCUUUGAGAACUGUUAUGAGCUUUACAACAGAGAAUUCCAGGUCGACCCAAAUGAAGCCAAAAGGGACCAAGAGGAUCACGGGCCUCGCCUGGAUAGUUUGGAUUUCUGGCACAAACUUAUUGCACUCAUAGUGUCCGUCAUAGAAGAAGACCGCAAUAGCUAUGCUCCUGUACUGAAUCAAUUUCCUCAGGAGCUCAAUAUUGGCCAGUUGUCUGCAGCAACAAUGUGGAGCCUUUUUGCUGUUGAUAUGAAGUAUGCUUUAGAAGAACAUGAGCAGCACCGCCUUUGCAAAUCAUCAGCAUACAUGAACUUACACUUCAAAGUGAAGUGGUUACACACUAAUUAUGUGAAGGAUGUGCCUCCAUAUAAAGGAUCGGUUCCAGAGUAUCCAGCGUGGUUUGAACCAUUUGUUAUGCAGUGGCUUAAUGAGAAUGAUGAUGUAUCACUGGAAUAUCUGCAUGGAGCAUUUACAAGAGACAAGAAGGAUGGUUUCCAGAGAAGCAGUGAACAUGCACUUUUCUCAAAUUCAGUUGUUGAUGUGUUCACCCAGUUGACGCAGUGCUUUGAUGUUGUUUCAAAGCUUGAAUGCCCUGAUCCUGAGAUAUGGAAACGCUACAUGAAACGUUUUGCCAAGACAAUAGUAAAAGUAUUGGUAGAGUAUGCUGACAUCGUCAAAAAGGAGUUUCCUAUUCAUCUCAAGGAGGAACGAAUUGCUUGCAUACUGAUGAAUAACAUACAGCAACUGCGUGUACAACUAGAAAAAAUGUUUGAAUCGAUGGGAGGUGAAAAACUUGAAGAAGAUGCAGCCAACAUUUUAAAAGAGUUGCAACAAAAUCUAAACUCUGCUUUGGAUGAUCUGGCAGUGCUUUUUGCAACAAGCCUGGAGCCUCGUAUAACAGCAAGUGUGAAAGAACUAGGAGACUUACUUUUAGCUAUCAAAGGAGGAGGGCAGGUUACACUGAAUCAGCCAUCUCAGAGACAUGCUGUGGCAGCAGAAGCAGAUGAAGUGUUGAGACCACUUAUGGAUUUGCUUGACGGAUCACUAUCACUGUAUGCUGAAUCGUGUGAAAAAACAGUUCUAAAGAGACUGUUGAAAGAGCUGUGGAAAAUAGUUAUGAGAAUACUGGAGAAGACUGUUGUGCUUCCUCCAAUGACAGACAAAAGUAUGAUUUUAAAGAACCUCACAGAUAAUGCCAAGAAUUUGGCUGCAAAUGCGAAGAUUGAAGACAUGUCUCGUCUUUUCAAGAACCACAUGGCUGGAAAGCAGGAUGUAAAAAACGCUCUUAGUGGAGUAAUGGACAUCUCAAAAGAAGUUGAGAAGAAUCUCUCGCCAAAGCAGUGCGCUGUGCUUGAUGUGGCACUGGAUACAAUCAAACUAUAUUUCCAUGCAGGUGGUAAUGGAUUGAAAAAAGCAUUCUUGGAGAAAAGCCCUGAGCUCCAGUCACUUCGUUACGCUCUCUCACUGUACACACAAACAACAGAUACUCUAAUAAAGACAUUUGUCACAACUCAGACAAAUGAAGAAGCACAGAGUAUUGAUGAGGGUAGUGUGGGAGAAGUUUCCAUACAGGUGGAUCUGUUCACUCAUCCAGGAACUGGAGAACAUAAAGUGACAGUCAAAGUGGUGGCAGCCAAUGACUUAAAGUGGCCCACAGUAACGGGAAUGUUCCGGCCAUUUGUGGAAGUUAAUCUCAUUGGACCUCAUUUAGCUGAUAAAAAACGAAAGCAUGCAACCAAAUCUAAAUCAAACAACUGGUCUCCAAAGUACAAUGAAACUUUUCAUUUCAUUAUUGGAAAUGAAGAGCAGCUGGAUUACUUUGAACUUCACAUAUGCAUCAAAGACUACUGUUUUGCUCGGGAAGAUCGUUUAGUUGGUGUAGCUGUAAUGCAGCUCAAAGACAUUGUGGAGCAGGGUUCAUGUGCUUGUUGGCUCUCACUGGGGAAAAGGAUACAGAUGGAUGAAACAGGUUGGACAAUUUUGAGAAUAUUAUCUCAGCGAACAAAUGAUGAAGUAGCAAAAGAAUUUGUCAAACUGAAGUCUGAUGUCCGGACGGAAAAUCCUUUACCAAACCCAACGUGAGAGUCCUGUGAUUGAUAGGUUAGUGAAUGGAAAUGACUCUUCCACCGUCCGGCAAUAUUUGCCACAAAAAUGCAGAAGAAAUGUGAAGUGAAAUGUGUGUGCAGUGAAGUUUGUUAGGUAACUAUGGCUUUAAGUGAGCUGGUACAAAUUACCAUUGAUCACAAAAAAUAAAUAAAUAAGUAAAAAAAUAAAAAAGAGACAGUAUAAAGAUUUGGAAAAACCAACACCAUUCCAUGUGAUUGCUAAUCGAAAGAAGGAAACUGCAAUAGCAGAAGUUUUUACAAAAGGAAUCGCACAUAAUAUAAUUACAGAAAUGAAGGAAAUGAAACAGCUUUUGUAUUUCAUUUACAAAUUAUCUUUUAAAGAAAAACGUAAUAAAAUUUAUCCCAAAAAAUGCUUGUUUUGCUGGCUCAAGCAACAUACAAGACCAUAUUCUGAAUUUCUGUAAUCAUGGGAACUGUCAAAAGUUUUCAGCAAUACACAUAUGUGCUAUUGUUAAAUGUUUGGCGAUGUACAUGGCUUGAAAAGACUUUAUUCAGUGAAUGGAAAUUGUGACCAAGUGAUGUUAAUGUGCUUAAAGGACACAUUGUCACAGUUACCCAUGUGCUCUCCUCACAUUUUCAUAACUAGACCAAUGGUUACACUGUAUACAUAAAAGACAAGAUGUGCUUUUUUGAAAAACUUUUGCAUCUUGUCUUGAAUGAAACUGCAUUUUAUUAUUCUAAAUGCUCCAACAAAGCACCAAUAAUGUGCCCCCUCAUUAAGUUCCAUGUGAGACAUUGUUAAAAUAUUUCAUGUUCUCUUUGCUUCAGAACACUGGUAUCCAACUAUUUCACUGUGAUAUUUUUGAGGCUACCUGCCUUCCAGCCUCUUUGACAGGUCAUAUCGACCACUUAAGAUCUCUAUUUCUCUCUUUAUCUUCCAUAACACAGUAAUAGCUUUUUAAAGAAAAAUGUAUGCUCAUGUGCGUAUGCAUGUACAUAAAAAUUAGAUCACUGAUAAAAACUCAGUCACAAAUGAUUUACGUAUU